ACUAGAGCCCCGAGACGGGUAUGGAGUACACGAGCUACUAGAGUCCCGAGGCGGACACCAUCUACGUGUAGUACUAGGAGUGUUUUGAGCCGGUUCCCUGGCAAGACACGUGCGGUCUUGAAAACGAUGCAUCGGCUGACUUACCAGACUUUCCGUCUAUUGCUGACGUAUCGCUUUCAUUUCGCCUCAAUCUUUGGCAGCACGUCAUGUCCGAGACGCUAGCUAGACAGACACCUUCUGUAUUCCUUUUUGAAGGACGUUGAAGAUGCCCAGCAAACUACUAACGUCUCUUGUCGUAUCGACCACAAAACCAAUUCGUAGGGUUUUUGGGAGGUGAAGCCGGAACCGGUAAAUCUACUGUUAUCCAUGCUGUUCAGCGUUUGCCGACAAGUGGGGGCGAUCAGGAACGGUCGAAACUCUUGCCUUCACUGGAGUUGCUGCCAUCAACAUUCGUGGAAAAACUUUAUAUUCAGCGCGGAAUUUAGACAUUUCUGGAAUGGGCCAACGAAGUCUUCCACCUUUACAGAUGAAGUCGGAAUUCGGAAAAGUUGUACUCGUUAUUGUAGACGAGAUAUCAAUGACAGACCAGGCACUUCUAGGUAGCUUUGAUCUCGCAUCUCGAGCUAUGAGUGAUAAUCCUCAAAAGCUCGUUGGUGGCAAACGCGUGCUACUUUGUGGAGAUUGGCUACAACUGCCUGCUGUUCGUGGCACCCCAUGUAAGUUCAAACUCCUUCAACACAUCUUCACCUUCUCCUUCCUCAUCUUACUUAUUUUUCUGCGUUAUGUAGGCUUCACGCCACCCGAUGAAACCGCUAGCAGAUACCAUCACGCAGGUUUCAACUUAUACAACACUAUUAAUUUUGUCGUCUUCCUCACGGAAAAUAUGAGAGCCGAUGACGACGACUUGUAUGCUCGAAUCUUGGCUGAUCUCCGCUGGGGACGUGUAUCGGAGGAUAAUUUGGCUUCCCUAAACUCUCGAGUCAAGAAAGCUCCCGCUACAAUCACGGCUUCCACGACAUUUUUCCGCCCCUUGGUUGUUUCCACAAACAACCUCCGUUGUGCCAUCAAUAAGGUGAUGACGUUUAAGAUCAGCGCCGAUACUGGUUCAUACCUUUACGAAUUCCCCGCUGAACCUUCCAAUAGAUCACAGCAUAUUUUUAAGCAUAUUAUUGAUGCGAACGAAGAUCUGACACAGCGAAUCCCCAUGAGACUCUAUUCCUUUGUCGGAAUGCCUGUUAUGAUCACCAGGAAACUUCCUGUGCUUAAGAACAUGGGUGUUGUCGCCAAUGGUACGCUUGGCACCGUCAUUGGCUUCUAUCCUCCCAUCGAGUCUCGAUCAUGUGUUGACGUCGAAUCCGAUGAACCCACGGUAAUUCAACUGGCUUCCCCACCCGAAUUGCUUUUGAUACGCCUGCACGACUGCAAUACAGUUCUCGUAGAUGAUUUUGCGCCAGGCGUAAUUGGUGUACCUCGAAUCUCCUCCAACAUCAAGCUUAAGAAUAUGCCAAACUUUGCUCAAGCUUCUAUCACCAUCAAGCAAUUUCCUGUGGUUCCAGCAUUUGCUUGUACUACAGAAAAAUCCAGGGGAAAACUUGCCCCGAUGGCGUCGUUGUCACCCCGCUUCACAGAUCAGGUGGCGUGCCUACACAGUCACUGUAUGUGGCUCUCUCGAGAACGAAGACCCUUGAUACACUUACACUGACGAACAAGCUCACUUACGACUACAUCGCAAGAUUUAAUCCAGAUCUCGAAUCAGCAGAGGAGAUGAAGCGACUCAUAUCCUUCAUCAUUGAACCGCCGUAUACGACAUCCCUACAACACACACAGUUCCGCGACUGGAAAUCCCUGCAAGAUUGACUGAUACCAUAGGCGCCAACCGUUAAUAACUGCUACAGCCCAUUGAUUGUUUUCAUUAUGUUCUGUUUUUCUGUUUUUUUUCUUCACCCCGUUAGCUACGCUAAGAGACAUUGCGCGCACGGCGCGACUCAGUAAUCAGAAUGGUGUGAGCUUUGUUUUGUUGGAUAGCUCUGCGCUUCCUCUUUUAAGUAAACUACGUUUGGACUUGUAGUCGCAGCGAAUGCAUGAUAUAUACCUAAAUGAAAAUUGACUGUCCGCCGGUUUCUCGAAAAUAUCGAGGCUACGUCUGAGCCAUAGCUUUCUCGAUUUAUCAUCUUCGUUUAGGAAAUAUGGCAAAAAAUGUCGUGUGCAGAUCAGCAAGCACGUCUUUCCCGCAGCAGAAAUCGCCGGAUGAUGCCGAUAAAAUUAAGAAGUAGGAUACUAACACGUGUGCACCUACAUUCUGCAUGUUAUGCUGUUUUCAUUGCUGGUCUUCUUGCCUUUAUAUGUUAAGUACUUUUGAAAUUAUGGACAAAUGAAAAUUUUGGUAGUGCAUUUCAUCUCGCCAAUACAAUACCAGGGGAGGUCCCCGU
This is a messenger RNA of Phytophthora sojae, 2429 nucleotides long. RefSeq lists its product as hypothetical. The transcript has a single exon. Gene Ontology annotation, biological process: DNA repair; telomere maintenance. The record is from RefSeq and is a predicted model, not a curated record. NCBI's taxonomy places the organism in Eukaryota, Oomycota, Peronosporomycetes, Peronosporales, Peronosporaceae. Bases 497 to 1702 code for a protein of 401 amino acids. Gene Ontology annotation, molecular function: DNA helicase activity.